This is a messenger RNA of Encephalitozoon romaleae SJ-2008, 822 nucleotides long. Its product is annotated as TatD deoxyribonuclease-like protein. NCBI's taxonomy places the organism in Eukaryota, Fungi, Microsporidia, Unikaryonidae. The record is from RefSeq and is a predicted model, not a curated record. Gene Ontology annotation, cellular component: cytosol. Gene Ontology annotation, molecular function: 3'-5'-DNA exonuclease activity. The coding region runs from base 1 to 822 and encodes 273 amino acids. The transcript has a single exon.
AUGUUUAUCGACAUUGCUGUGAACAUCACUGACAGGCUUCUAGCAAGAGACGAAGGCUCUGUCGAGGAAGUCAUUAAAAGGUGCAAAGACAGCAAAGUCCUUCCGAUAUUUGUCGGUCUGGAUCAUAAUACAAGUAAACGCUGUGUGAGUUUAGCAAGAAAAUAUAAAACGGUGUCAACUGUAGGGGUUCAUCCUACAUCGUCUUCAAGGUAUAAGAAUAUUGAUGAAAUCAUCCCGUUGAUCAACGAUGAUGUUGUUGUUGCAAUAGGAGAAUGUGGUUUAGAUUAUGACCGUCUCGAGUUUGCAGAUAAGACUUCGCAGAAGAGGAUUUUUAGAUCCCAGUUGGACCUAAAGGGAGACUGCUAUUUUCUUCACUCAAGAUCUUGCCACAGAGACUUUAUGGAGACUAUUUCUGAUUAUGAAAUAAGAGGUGUUGUUCAUAGCUUCACUGGGGACAUAGAAGAGGCCAAGGAAUUGAUAAAAAAAGGAUUGUUUAUAGGAGUCAACGGAUGUUCUGUAAAGACUCCAGAAGGAAUAGAUGUUAUAAGAAGUCUUCCUCUUGAAUCUCUUCUUAUAGAGACAGACUCGCCAUACUGUAAGAUCAGAAAGAGCUAUGCAGGAUUCAAGUAUGUCACAACAGACUUCGGCGGCGAGAAAGUUUUAAAGAAGAAGAAUGAGCCUUGCUGUAUUAUCCAGAUGGCUGAAAUAAUAAGUAGUAUAACUGAAAGAGAUUACAGCUAUGUCGUAAAUACCCUAUUUGAAAACACAAUCCGGCUUUAUGGGGAUUCGGUAAAGAGGUCAGUAGAGGAAUGGGGUUUUUAA